This is a messenger RNA of Aureobasidium namibiae CBS 147.97, 537 nucleotides long. RefSeq lists its product as uncharacterized. Bases 1 to 537 code for a protein of 178 amino acids. The record is from RefSeq and is a predicted model, not a curated record. The transcript has 2 exons. Lineage: Eukaryota; Fungi; Ascomycota; Dothideomycetes; Dothideales; Saccotheciaceae.
AUGGACACCCUCACAGACAUAUACAGAUACACCUAUCCCAAUGCCGUCGACGGCCAAACCGAAGACAUCUCCGGCCACAUGGUCGAUCAAACUGGCAGCGUCAUUGACCCAGAUGGCCUGGCACUCUGCCACAAAGGCAUCGACAGCAAAAAAGGAGUCCUACUGGACGUCGUCGGCGUGUUUUACUACCUCGCCGCUCCGGGCAUCUGGGGCGGUUCCACAGAGACUUCAAGGGGUAUCGAGGAAGCCCUGCACGAGUUCGAUCAGAGGUAUAACGGAGCUGGCAUGCCGAACUUCAAACUGCGGCAGGCAUACUGCUGGUGGAUUGAUAAUUUCUUGGGUACAGUCGAGGAUAAUUAUGGCGCUUGGGUGGACUCGGAGGUGUGGAACAAGCUUGGUGACGAUAAGCUCAACACGGCCUUGACCGCAGCUGACACGCAAUGGGCAAGGACAGACCUAAAGGGCAAUGGCGGUGCUAGUAGGUCCAAGUUCAAGUUCCCACGGGACGCGAGCGGUGGUGGUAUCUACAAUGCUUGA